Molecule: messenger RNA, 2150 nt
Organism: Contarinia nasturtii (swede midge)
Lineage: Eukaryota; Metazoa; Arthropoda; Insecta; Diptera; Cecidomyiidae
Gene: IntS9
Product: integrator complex subunit 9
Exons: 6
Coding region: 73-2052 (659 amino acids)
Biological process (GO): snRNA processing
Cellular component (GO): integrator complex
Source: RefSeq, a predicted model, not a curated record
UUUAUUGACAAGCAAGCGAAUUGUUCUUUAAAAACAAACGAUUCUGUAGUUGAAAUUUAAUUUUACAUUAAAAUGAAAUUGUAUUGCUUAAGCAGUGACCCGGCAAAGCCAUGCUAUUUGAUAAGUUUCAAAGAGCUGGUGAUAAUGUUGGAUUGUGGUCUGUCCAGUCAAACGGUUUUAAAUUUUUUACCAAUGCCAUUGGUUCAAAGUUCACGAUUUCAAUCGCUACCGAAUUGGAUUUGCCCGCGUGAACACGAUGCUCAAAUCGAUGGUGAACUGAAAGAAUGUUGCGGUCGCUUGUUUAUCGACAGUACACCGGAAUUUUGUACACCAUUAGAUAAAAUUGUUGACUUCUCUGAAGUAGAUAUCAUACUGAUAUCAAAUUAUUCGAAUAUGCUGGCAUUGCCAUUUAUAACACGUGAAACUGGAUUUUCUGGAACAGUGUAUGCAACAGAGCCCACCCUACAAAUCGGUCGAUUCUUUUUGGAGGAGUUGGUUGAAUACAUUGAAACUACACCAAAACCAAAUGUGGCAACUGGAUGGAAAGAUAUUCUUAAUUUACUUCCAGCACCGUUAAAUGAAGCAUUCAAACCGAAAAGUUGGAAACAUAUAUUCAGCAUUGAAGACGUUCAAAAUAGUUUGGCUCGCGUUAAAAUUGCCGGCUAUGAUGAGAAAUUGGAUAUAUUUGGUGCUUUCACCGUAUCGCCGGUCAGUUCUGGAUUUUGUUUGGGAUCAAGCAAUUGGGUUAUUAGUUCGGGCCAUGAAAAAAUCUCUUACAUUAGUGGUUCAUCAACACUUACCACACAUCCGAGACCCAUCAAUCAGACUGCAUUGAAAAAUUCAGAUGUUGUCAUUAUGACGGGAUUGACUCAAGCACCACACGUCAAUCCAGAUAGCAUGCUUGGCGAACUAUGCAUGAAUGUUGGCGUUACAUUAAGAAAUGGUGGCUCAGUUCUAAUUCCCUGCUAUCCAUCCGGCGUUGUCUACGAUUUGUUUGAAUGUCUUUCAUCAAGUCUUGAUAGCCAUGGCCUGUCACUGGUUCCAAUGUUUUUUAUCUCUCCGGUUGCAGACCACUCAUUAGCAUAUUCGAACAUUUUGGCCGAAUGGUUGAGUUCAGUCAAGCAAAAUAAGGUGUACAUACCUGAUGAACCAUUCCCGCAUGCGAGUUUAGUGAAAAAUGCUCGUCUAAAGCACUUCAAACAUAUCUAUUCGCCUGGUUUCAGCGAGGAAUUCAAGCAACCAUGUGUUGUGUUUUGCGGUCAUCCGAGUCUACGUUUUGGUGAUAUUGUUCAUUUCGUUGAAUUAUGGGGACCAAAUCCACAGAAUACAAUCAUAUUCACUGAACCAGACUAUCCAUAUCUGCAAGCAUUGGCACCUUAUCAACCACUUUCGAUGAAAGCCAUCUACUGUCCAAUUGAGACAUCGUUGAAUUUUCAACAGGCCAAUAAAUUGCUAAAAGAACUUAAACCAGGCGUUGUGGUUAUUCCUGAAUCGUACACAAAACCACCGCUCAUAGCACCGCAUAAAACCGAAUUGGUCAUUGAAAAACAAGAUAAACAAGUGAUAACAUUUAAUCGUGGUGAAGUCAUCAAACUACCAUUGAAGCGAACAUUUGAUCGUGUAUUCUUAACACCAGAAAUAGCAAAGCAAAUCGUUCCGCGUGAGGUAGCGCCCGGAACAAAUCUUUCUUCCAUUACCGGCUGUCUUCAAGUCAAAGACAAUUUACAUGACAUCAAAGCAUUCGAUGAACCUUUGAGCGAUCAACCAACUUAUAAAAGACCAUGUGCCCCAACACAAGAGGAAAUUUUUCGAAAAACAAAAUACGAAUGGGGUCAAGUUGAUGUCGAUCUAUUCAUUAAGAAGCUCAUGCAAGAGGGAAUCAAUGACGUUAAAAUUGAACAGUGUGGCGGCGGAACAACAAAAAUUCGCAUACUUAGUGACGAUACGUUGAUAACAAUAUCUGAAAACUCCACACACAUUUACAGCAGCGGUAAAGAAAAAUUAAGACUUAAGCUGCGCGAUUUACUCAUGAAAUGUGUGCCGAAUUUUUAGAAUGUAAGGGAUUGGACGCAGUAUUUUUUUUUACUAGAAAUCUAUUUGUCACAUGAUUAGAUUAUAUAUCAAACAACAAUAAAUAUGAAUAAAUUCAA